AUGCCUGGAUCUUCAAUUCAAACGAGGCUCUCGGCGGCAGCCCAGCCAGUUAAUUUUUGGUUGGAACUCGGUGCUUAUGAGGGUGGCUCAGCCAUUCUAACUGCGCAGCGUGUGGCCUUGCGCAGCUUGAACACAUCAGUCGUUGCUGUGGAUACAUUCCUCGGAGAUGCCCAUGUGCUCUGGGAGAGGCACCAUCUGCUCCGACCAGAUGGCACUGUAACUUUGUACGACCGCUUCUCACCCGCAAUAGUUAGUUACAGUCCUACAGUGUUCCAGGUUCCCAUCAGCUGCCUAGGCUACUUUGAGUUCUCAUUGAGGCUUCCGGUCAAAUAUUCAUCAUGCAGGUGUACAGACAUGCGCGCAAGCCUUAGCAGGGCAAAGCUGCUAAGCUUGUGUCCAAACUCGCACAUCUCGCACAUCAAGAAUCAGGUGCUGCCUUUGCCGGCGACGUCUGUCGUGGCACUGAAGGUGGUCGCAUCCCUGGCCAGGCGGCACAUCACACCGCCGGAGCCUGCGACACCUCUUGUGCGCGUUCCCUGCGAGUGCAAGAAAGUGUACGACCACGACCUGGAGUACCAAGUUCCAAGGUUACCGCAGGUUAUCUACUUGGACUCGGCCCAUGAGAGUGGAGAAGUGUUGUGCCCGUCUUGGAUGAAAGCCUGCGUUGGCAGCAGCUCGAAGAGUUCGCGUGGCCUUGCAGACAGCAGAGGCUUUGUGGCAACAUGUGGCAUCGAGAGGCAGACUUGGACGACGGCCUCGGGCCAGAAGUUCAGCCUCUGCGGACACUGGGCGCAAGCCUCAGUUCUGAAGAACCUUCUCUGGGCAGAAACUCGCGCAGUGACAUCGGGUGAUGUCGCCGGGUUGCUUAUUGUGCUGAUUGAUCGAGGCUAUUCAUGCUGGAGCGACGGAUUUGAUGCAAGGACCUGCUGUGACGAGCAGCUGAGAUUGUCUUCAAAAGAAAGAGCUGCGCUUGCUGAGGUCUUCACUUUUGAGCGCUGUUGCACCGGUCACCGGAGCGUUGCAGCAAAUGAAAAGCUUGUCUUGUCGUGCAUGAUGUGA
Molecule: messenger RNA, 1059 nt
Organism: Symbiodinium natans
Lineage: Eukaryota; Dinophyceae; Suessiales; Symbiodiniaceae
Source: the annotation of a GenBank genome assembly